Messenger RNA from Alexandromys fortis (reed vole), 616 nucleotides. RefSeq names its product phospholipase A2, membrane associated-like. Gene Ontology annotation, molecular function: calcium ion binding; phospholipid binding. The record is from RefSeq and is a predicted model, not a curated record. Lineage: Eukaryota; Metazoa; Chordata; Mammalia; Rodentia; Cricetidae. Bases 221 to 601 code for a protein of 126 amino acids. Gene Ontology annotation, biological process: arachidonate secretion; phospholipid metabolic process; lipid catabolic process. The transcript has 5 exons.
GUCCAGCCAGAUGACGAGGGGGAAAAAAAGGGGAAUUGCUCAGGGCUUUGGGUAUCCUAUCUAUGAAUCCACCAUUUGACCACGCCCACCUCUCCGUCCCUGUGUCUCACCAACCCCCAACCCUGCAGAAGGAAGGGCUAUUUAAGGGCAGAUGAAGUUCAGGAAAAACAAGACAGGCCCUUGAAGAAGAAGCUGCGGCAUCGUCCGAGAGGCUGACACCAUGAAGGUCCUCCUGCUGCUAACAGCUGUCAUCAUGGCCUUUGGCCCAAUACAGAUCCAAGGGAGCCUUGCAGAGUUUAGACAAAUGAUCUUACUUAAGACGGGAAAGAGAGCUGAGACCAGCUAUGCCUUCUACGGUUGCCACUGUGGCGUGGGUGGCAGGGGAUCCCCCAAGGAUGCGACAGAUCGGUGCUGUGUUGCUCACGACUGUUGCUACGACCGGCUGCAGAAACAUAAUUGCGGCACAAAAUUUCUGACCUACAAGUUCUCCUACCGAGGGGGCAAAAUCACCUGCUCCGACACACUAGAGCUCCGAGAAUGCCCUUGGCCACCAAUGACAGGUGGCUUUCCCUCUCCAAGACUCUUUGAAGAGGGGGAAUGAACACUUCCCAGAAGC